Fusarium oxysporum Fo47 is the source of this 1881-nucleotide messenger RNA. RefSeq names its product WD40-repeat-containing domain protein. Gene Ontology annotation, molecular function: protein binding. The transcript has 4 exons. The record is from RefSeq and is a predicted model, not a curated record. Bases 373 to 1881 code for a protein of 502 amino acids. Lineage: Eukaryota; Fungi; Ascomycota; Sordariomycetes; Hypocreales; Nectriaceae.
GAUGUUGAUGCCCCUGGCGAGACCGUGUUACUCUGCGCUGCGCAUUUCAAUGAAGCCGGUUUAGCUGUUGAUAUUUCCUUUGUCCCCCUGCGUCUUACCGCCUUUAAGCAAUCCCCAAUCAAGCGCCCCAUUGGUCAACAAUUCUACAGCAAUCAUCUCUUUCUUCAGCGCAUCCUCCACAGACACGUCACGAAACGAAGCUCCCACCAAAACUUCCUGCCGCCCCUCCCCCGCCGUUUUCUCCACGAACCGAUCUCGCAUACUCCUUUUCCCAACACCCAACGAUAACAAACUCAACUCUUGGAAAUACAGUAGACACAAGAUCUUGGGAACCCUAGUGCUCUCUUGAGCGGAGCGAUACAAACCGCCAUCAUGAGCCGGACGUUGACGAGCCGGCAGGCCGAGGAGCUGCAUAAAUCCAUCAUCGCCUACCUCGCCGCAAAUAACCUACAAGAAAGCGCCAAUGCCAUGAGGACGGAGCUCAGUCUUGGAGAGGAUGCUUUCGAUACGGCUACCGCGAAGAAAUACGAGACGCUGCUGGAGAAGAAAUGGACAAGUGUCGUGCGGUUACAAAAAAAGAUCAUGGACCUAGAAGCACAGAAUCAGGCUCUCCAAACAGAACUUAAUAGCGCUACACCGACAUCUCUCUCUAACCGAAGAGGAGAUCCAUCUUCUUGGCUCCCAGCCGGUCCCCCACGACACGUCCUUCAAUCGCAUCGAACGCCCAUCAACUGCGUCGCCUUUCAUCCGAUCUUUUCGUCUAUCGCAUCCGGAGAUGAAGACGCCACUAUCAAGAUCUGGGAUUGGGAGUUUGGCGAGCUUGAAAGGACGGUGAAAGGUCACACCAAAGCGGUUCUCGAUCUCGACUACGGUGGUCCGAAAGGUCAUACGCUGCUUGCGUCUUGCAGUUCCGAUUUAACUAUCAAGCUAUGGGAUCCUUCGAACGAGUACCAAAAUAUUCGCACACUACCCGGUCACGACCAUAGUGUGAGCGCAGUCCGAUUUAUACCCUCCGGAGCUCCUGGGGCGCCGUUAUCUGGAAAUCUGCUCGCGAGCGCUAGUCGAGAUGUUACAGUGAGGAUAUGGGAUGUCACGACAGGGUAUUGCGUCAAGACGAUAAGAGGGCAUGUCGACUGGAUUCGUGAUGUCGCUCCGUCGCUGGAUGGAAAAUACCUGCUAUCGACUGGUAACGAUCGAACAGUGAGACUCUGGGAUAUUUCAGUACCAAAUCCUGAAGCCAAGCUCGUCAUGAUUGGGCACGAGCAUUUCGUCGAAUGCUGUACCUUUGCGCCACCAGCAGCAUACUCGCACUUGGCUACUCUCGCCGGAGUAAAGAAGGCGCCUCCAGCAAGCAGCACGGCGGAGUUUAUGGCGACCGGUGGCAGAGAUAAGACGAUCAAGUUGUGGGAUGGCCGAGGAACCUGUAUCAAGACCCUGGUAGGUCAUGACAACUGGGUUCGAGGCCUCGUGUUCCAUCCAAGCGGCAAAUUCCUUCUCUCCGUAUCCGAUGACAAGACGAUUCGAUGCUGGGAUCUGAGCCAAGAAGGAAAGUGUGUCAAGACCGUUGAAGGAGCCCACGAACAUUUCAUUACAAGUCUGAGAUGGGCGCCGCCUAUUAUCAAGGACAAGGGUCCGACUGAGGAGGCCAAUGGUGAUGUGGGCACUCCCAAGAAAGCGGCGGCGGCACCUCAAGAUGUGCAGAUCCGCUGUGUCAUUGCUACAGGAAGUAGGAAGCUGCUCACGAUGACCCCGUGGCCCAGCGACGUGCCAAAGCGCACGAUGCCGAUGCAGGUCGCCCGCGACAUGCCUCAGCCCCCAACAGAGAUUCCCUUCUAUCGAACGGCCGGAAACAUCCCAUCCCAAUCCGUCUCGACUUUUUAA